CCCAUGAAAACAAAAAUGUUCAGUAAAGGCUUGGACUAGCCCCAGAGCCUGCAGUAUCACAGAUGGACACGAGGCGGAGCUCCAGUACCGCAGUUGACUUCGGUUCCCGUGACCCCCCCCCCACCAACAAUAUCGCAGACCUACCACCAGAGGGAGCUCCUGCCUAGAAAAUGGAAAGCUUCGCUUGGGCGUGCACGUCCGCAAGCAAGAGGAUGCAUCCCCAGAAAGGAUUCAGCAGAAUUCUCCAGCCAGGCUGAGCUAGCUGACAGGACAGGAACUGCGGCCGCAGGGCUGCCAGCCCGCGCUCAUCUGGGACGCGGCUUAACCUGCGCCAGCCCAGUUUCUUCAUUCGUUUCCUCCUCUGCCUCAGUCAUUACAAAAGUCGUCUUUAAACCUGCUGAGUCUGUUUUCUGUCUCAUCAAGUCUGCAGCUGGGAGGCUCCCCGGGAAGUUUAGAUCAGUUACAGGAAGUGAAGAUGCCACACACACGGAUUUUUGCACAAUCUGACUCUGCUACAUUUGAGCCCCAGAAAACAGAGGUUCGGAGAGUUGCCCCUCAUUGCACAUCCAGGAAUGGGGCUGAGCCCUCCCUGCCCUGCAGAAAGAGGCCUCCGUGGGGCUUGCUUUGUAACAAAUCCCUUCUACACGAGUGUCUCCUCCCCAGGUUCCUGCAGAUAGGAACAGUGAUGGCUGGUGCGCAAACAUCAUCUCCGGUAAUCCUCCCGAUGUCUUUCUGAGGAGGGGAUCGCUACUGUUUCCAUUUCACAGAUGAGAAAGCAAAGGCUCAGAGGCGAUUAGCAACUUGGAAAUCUCACACCGCCGGAGAGAGGCCCAGCCCAGCAUCUGAUCCCGAGUCCGACUCCAGCGUGCACCUGUGCUCGGCUCCUUCUCAGGCACCCAGGAUGGAGCUUUGGCAAGGGCUCUAGGUUUGGACACAGCAAUUACGGGAACCCUGGCCUGGACGAGGAAGCCAAAAACCCGUGGACCAGCUCCUUCCUCUUUGCACCAUCAGCCUCGCCUUGCCACAGUCAAAACACUUCCCCAAGUAGCCGUGGCCAAGCCAGCAGGAACAGCCUGGAACACCAGCCCCACCUCGCACUCCAGCGCCACCCAGGGAGAGGAUCGCCUGCGAGUCCUGGGCUGCAGCAGGUGCUUCGUGCCCCUGGCAAUGCCCAGAGCCACGCACCUGACCUGCUCACCCCCUUGCUCCCUGCUGCUGCUGCAGCUCCUCGUCCUCUCAGGCGCCUGUGCACAGAGCAAGGGGAGUGAGUGGCAGGUGCUGCAGCCCGAGGGCCCCAUGCUGGUGGCAGAAGGUGGGCGCCUGCUGCUGAGGUGCGUGGUGCUGGGCUCCUGCGUUGGCAAUAUGAUCAAAUGGGUCAAGGUGAGCUCUCAUGACCAACAAGACGUUUAUAACUUCAAACAUGGCUCCUUCCCUGGGGUGACGCCCUUGACCCAGCAGACACCAGGGCCACUCGAUUGCGAUUAUUCCAUCUACAUCCACAACGUCACCAGGGAGCACACCGGGACCUACCACUGCGUCGGGGUGGACAGCUUGGGUGAGCGCUCAGAAAAGCAGCUGGAGGAGGGCACGUCCGUGCGUGUGAGGGGCACCAGGGACCCUAAGCCAGAUCUCUGGCUCAUCCAGCCCCAGGAGCUGGUGUUGGUGGCCCCGGGAGACAACGCCUUCCUGAACUGCACGGCACUUGGAGAUGGCCCCCCUGGCCCCAUGAGGUGGUUCCGGGGGGCUGGUCUGAGCCGGGAGGCCAUCUACAACUUCCAGGGCAUCUCCCACCCCAACAUCACCGCCGUGCGGGCCUCCAAUAAUGACUUCAGCAUCCUGCUGCAAGGUGUCUCCACUGAGCAGGCGGGCACCUACUACUGUGUCAAGUUUCAGAGGAAACCCAACCGCCAGUACCUGUCGGGGCCGGGCACCAGGCUGAGAGUGAAAGCAGAACCCACCGCUCCUGAAGACGCAGAAUUGAACAGAGGACGUGCAGUGCGGGAAGCUCCGAUGGGCUUCCUACCUGUGCUCACGCUCGCUCUGGGGCUGAAGGCCGUGACCUUGGCCGUGCUGCUGCUGGCCCUGGCUGCCUGCUGGAAGACGAGACGGCGUCAGGACCCCAGGCCCAGCAGAACUGUGGACAUCUCGGCAUGGGACAAGGGACGAGAGUGAGAGUUCUGUGGUGAACAUCAUUGAUAUUUUGAUGGAAAUGGCAUUGAACCUGUAAGUUGCCUGGGUGGUGUGAACACUUUAAUACCAUUUCUUUCAUCCAGGAACAGGGGACGUCUUUCCAAUUUUGUGUCUUCUUUUUUCUAACUUCCAUUGUGGAGGUCUUUCAUAUCUAAAUUUGUUCCAAAGGUUUCAUUUUUUUAUUGUGAAUAGUUUCUUUUUUUAUUGUGAACACAUUUUUUAUUGUGAUAUUGCAGGCAUCAGGGGAUGAACCGCGGGCUCUGUUCCGGGGGCAAAGGCACCCUCCUACUUGCUUUGUGAAACAGCUAAGCCGACUCCCAGCUGAGCAAGUGCUGAUUUCCACCUUCGUCUCCACUGGGGCAGCGUGACACGAGGGAGGGCUGGAGUUCUCUAGCGACUUUACCCUGGAGGACUUGUUGUCACAUCUUGGCGGCUGCCACUGCCAUCUAGUGGUAUGAGGCCAGGCUGCAGCCAAACCUCCUGGAACACAGGACAGCCCCAACACUGCGAAGAUUUUCUCUGACCCAAGGGUCAGUGAGGCUGAGGCUGAGAUUCCCUGACCCCGGGGCCAGAGCAGAGGCCGUGAAGUCAGACCCACAUCUGACUUCUUGCCCUGAAGCCUGCACUCCCUCCCUGUGCGCCCUCGAUGACAACCAGAGCCGCUUCAUUCUUUGGAAGCUUGAGGUCAGAAACAUGGGUUUCUCUGCACGGUGCAAGAAUCAAUUCAAGGGCCGGCGCUGUGGUGUAGUGGGCUAAGCCUCCGCCCGCAGUGCCAGCAUCCCAUAUGGGUGCUGGUUGGAGUCCCAGCUGCUCCUCUUCCAAUCCAGCUUUGGCCUGGGAAAGCAGUGGAAGAUGGCCCAAGUCCUUGGGCCCCUGCACCUUCGUGGAAGCUCCUAGCUUUGGAUCGGCCCAGCUGCAGCUGUUAUGGCCAUUUGGGGAGUAAACCAGUGGAUGGAAGACCUCUCUCUCUCUCUCUCUCAGCCUCAGCCUCGGCCUCUCUCUGUCUGUAACUCUGCUUCUCAGAUAAAUAAAUC
Oryctolagus cuniculus (rabbit) is the source of this 3224-nucleotide messenger RNA. The record is from RefSeq and is a predicted model, not a curated record. NCBI's taxonomy places the organism in Eukaryota, Metazoa, Chordata, Mammalia, Lagomorpha, Leporidae.